AGCAGAUCUCAGCAAUUUAUCGCAUCGCCGCAUCUAACCCUAAACUGUCUCUAACUGGCUCAGCCGGACCGGGUGUUUGCACUGAGGCUGCAGAGCUUUGUGUUGAGUUCCCACAGAGGGAGUUGUCUCGCUGCUGAUGCUGGGGAGAUUAAUCCUUUAUCUCCCAUCUUUUCUUAUCGCCAUCUCCUCUCUCCCCCCUUGCGUAUCUGAGUCGACACCAGUGGCAUAUUGGACGCGCUGGAUGGCUGGUGUACCUAGCGAGCCGGCGUGAAUCUUUUUUUUUCAUCAUCUUCAUCUUUUACCUGCUUUUGAGCCUGAAAACAAAACUGCAACAACAAUGACAGACCCGGCCAGCCAAGAGUCCUACCCUGUCCCAGACCCGACUAUUGUGGAUCCCUGCCCGGCUACGGUGCGGAACGGCCAGUGCGCCCCAGAUGGCUUCACCAACAACCAUCACCAGCAAGCCAAAACCCCCAGCCAGCCCGAGACGUUCACCACGGGCCAGGAGAUGAAAAUCACAGACAGUGUGGAGGGAGAAGGUCUCCUCGAGAGCAGCAUGCGCCUGAAGCCCCAUGAGGCUCAGAGCUACAGGAAGAAGGCACUCUGGGUCUCCUGGGUCUCCAUCGUGGUCACGCUCAUACUGGCUGUGGCAGCUUUCACUGUAUCAUUCAUGAGGCACAGCGCGUCAUCCUUUGGAUUUGCCUUUGAUGCCACGCUGGACGUCCUGUCAUCAGUCAUUGUCCUCUGGCGCUACAGCAAUGCAGCAGCUGUGCACUCAGCACACAGAGAGUAUAUAGCAUGUGUAAUCCUUGGGAUUGUGUUCGUUCUUUCCUCCCUGUGCAUCCUUGGAAAGGCCAUCCAUGAUCUGGCAACCAGGAUGCCCCCGGAAGUGGAUGACUUCCUCUACAGUGUGUCUAUAGUGAGCGGGCUCACAUGUGCUGUGCUGGCUGUAGCCAAGUUCAUGCUGGGAAGAGUGCUGACUAGCCGGGCACUCAUCACUGAUGGGUUUAACUCUCUGGUCGGUUCAAUCAUGGGAUUUUCCAUCUUGAUCAGUGCCGAAGUCUUCAAGCACCAUGCUGACGUCUGGUUUCUGGAUGGCACCAUUGGAGUUCUCAUUGGACUCAUCAUUUUGGCAUAUGGUGUCAAACUCCUGAAGGACAUGGUGCCCCGUGUGAGACAGACGAGGAACUACGAACGCUUUGAGUGAGAGUGUGUGUCAACCAGACGAGCAGGUUCAAACACACACGUCCACACACCUGGCUGCCUCCUGCCCUCCACCAUCUUCUCUCUGUCUUUCAUACACACCUCAAUACACAUUUCGCCUGCAUAUGCAGCACAUACAUGUUCUCAUACACAUGAAUAUACACACGUGCUGUAUAUACUGUACAUAGUACAUUCAUACAUUCAGACAAACACACAUGCAUGCACACACAACUGAGAGACUUUGAGGGAAAAGGACAUGAUUGAGGACCACAUCCUGGAGAGGAAACACUUCAAGUAAAAUCCUUCUUUUUCCCCGCUUUUCUUCACUUUUUGUUCAUGAAACCAUGGGUUUAAAUGUUACACCUAGAAUAAGGAAAAGGCCCAAGAGCUGAGACUCCUGUUUGCCAGCAGGGGCCUUGGAUUUGUUUGACUGGGAGAUAGUUGCUGCUUAAAUGGCACCAUUCACAUCAUCACAGUUUUCACCUGCAGGAAACUAAAGCAUAUUGAUUUGUCCUUGUGGUUCAGCUAUUGUCAUGGUGGGCAUAUUGGGUCAAAAUUGAAAUGUUUCAAAUUGUGUAGAGUUUUCUUAAAUGAGGUGUAAACACAUACAAAACACAGUAUGUUUCCCCAUGUAAUUUACUUGCGUAAACAUGUAAUUAGCUUUUUAAGAACCACUUUGUAUCCCUGUUGUAUCUUAGUUAAGAAUACAAUCUCCAAGUUAAGCUGAGGACUGCUCAGUAAUUGUAUUAUUAUUCUAGUUAUUGUUCAGUACAGAUAUUCCUUUCCUAAAUCAGACAGAGAGUUCCUGUCCAAACCUCACCAGCCUCCUCCCAAAGCAGACACUAUCCAUUCUAAUUUGUUGCUGAGAAAGGAAGAGAGGACCUGGAUAGCAGAGGAAAGAGGACUUAGACAGAGAGCAUAUGAGCCAUACUGAGUCAGCAAAUGCUGCUUUGUCCAAAAGGUGAAAAGCAUCAGUGAACAGUCAGGUGAGGUCAGCCUUGAUCUAGAAACUCUACAACUAAAAGCAGAGCACAGGAGACACUAAGGACAAACAUUUGCCAUACAGGGGCCGUAAGCCUAAAGUGCACAAGUUAUUUAUUUACAUUGCAUAGCCUUCUGAAAUGUAUGUAAUGUAUCCAAGCACAAAUUAGCCAACUCUCCUUCAUACGCAGGUGUUUGUUGCUGACAGUUUAGCACAAUGGGUAAUUACAAACUAAGAAAUUAUUUGAGGGCCUGUUUUGUCUUAACUGCUGUAUCUAAUAUGUUUCAUUGCCAUAUACUGUACAUAUCUUUUGAUUUGUUUACAGACACACAUACCUGUCAGUUAUUUACUGAAAUACAUUCAGUAUCUUUUGUUUUUUACUUGAAAUUUACUUUGACAAAGUUUUACCAACUAAUAGCUUACAACUGGAAAAUAGUAAUAAAAUUAAAGUAUUUUUAAGGGUAAGAUGGAAAAAUUUCGUAAUAUGUUUUUGUUUUUGAUAAUUAGUAGAUGUAAAAGCACUCAACUCUUCAGGAAAAUCUCUGGUACUAUUUACCUUAACUCUAUUAUUUAUCAUUUUCUCCUGAAAUAUUGUACUUAAUCCACUUGAGAUAUAUUAUUUUAUUCAUGUUUGAUUCUUUUUAUUUACUUGUUUUGAUUUCAAAGUUCACCUGAAAAGUUUGAUAAGAUGAAGUCUCAAACUCAAGAUGAAACAAAGCACAAUGACCAAGACAAAGCAGUCUGUGGGAAUAUAAUUUUUAACUGCAUGUCAUUUGCAAAGACGGAUAGUUUUCUCCCCUAUGUCUGCAUACCUGCUUAU
Epinephelus lanceolatus (giant grouper) is the source of this 3005-nucleotide messenger RNA. RefSeq names its product transmembrane protein 163a (gene tmem163a). Gene Ontology annotation, molecular function: zinc ion binding. Gene Ontology annotation, cellular component: synaptic vesicle membrane. NCBI's taxonomy places the organism in Eukaryota, Metazoa, Chordata, Actinopteri, Perciformes, Serranidae. The record is from RefSeq and is a predicted model, not a curated record.